ACCGUAUGUCUGCGUGACGAUGUGUGAAGAUGGCGGUGUGAUGUUUAUGUAGUUGCUGCCAUCCAAAUUUGGUGCCGUGCUUAUUUUGUCGAAACUCUUAGUUCUAUAUCACCUGAUAAUUAAGGACAAUAAUCUUCCGUAGAAGAUACAAGUUUACUUACAGUUCGUUGGUAGGAUUCAAACCAGUUGAAGACACUGCCAGAGAGUCCCACCCACUGACUAAGAGUGUCCCCUGUCAUUACAACAUUACAAUGAUGGCAGAAUCUCAGGCUGCUGUCCCAGAGGGGUCUGUGGGAUUGGAGGAGCCAAAAAAGAUGACCAGAGAAGACUGGCGGAAAAAGAAAGAGUUGGAAGAACAGAGGAAACUGGGUAAUGCCCCGGCUGAGGUGGACGAAGAGGGCAAAGAUAUCAAUCCUCACAUUCCACAGUAUAUAUCUUCUGUACCAUGGUAUAUUGACCCUUCCAAAAGACCAACUCUGAAGCACCAGAGACCCCAAGAAGAGAAGGAAAAACAAUUCUCGGCUAUUGGCGAAUGGUAUAAAAGAGGAGUGCAGGAGAAUUCUGUUGCCACUAAAUAUCGUAAAGGAGCAUGUGAGAAUUGUGGAUCAAUGACACACAAGAAAAAAGAUUGCUUAGAGAGACCGAGGAAAGUGGGUGCAAAGUACACAGGAACGAACAUAGCACCAGAUGAGCACGCGCAAAUCCAGUUAGACUUGGAUUAUGAUGGAAAGAGGGAUCGGUGGAAUGGGUAUGAUCCUGAAGAACACAUGAGAAUUGUUGAAGAGUAUGCCAAGGUUGAUUUGGCUAAGCGUACCUUAAAGGCACAAAGGCUGCAAGAGGAAUUAGCAUCUGGAAAAUUAAUGGACCAAGCUACCUCAAGGAAUCAUUGGGGAGACGACGAACAGAAUCCAUUGUUGGAAAGGGAUCACAACAGUGAAGGAGAAGAUGAAGACAAAUAUGCUGAUGACAUUGACAUGCCUGGCCAAAAUUUUGACUCCAAAAGAAGAAUUACGGUUAGAAACCUUCGAAUAAGAGAAGACACUGCAAAGUAUUUAAGAAAUUUGGAUCCAAACUCUGCCUACUAUGACCCUAAGACAAGAGCCAUGAGAGAAAACCCAUAUUCUAAUACUGGCAAGAAUCCAGAAGAAGUUGGCUAUGCUGGGGACAACUUUGUGCGAUACUCAGGAGCUACUAUUACAAUGGCACAGACACAGCUUUUUGCUUGGGAGGCUUAUGAGAAAGGCUCAGAUGUCCAUUUGCAAGCUGACCCCACAAAGUUGGAACUCUUACACAAGUCAUUCAAAGUGAAGAAGGAGGAUUUCAAAAUGAUGCAGAAGGAGAGCAUCCUUGAGAAGUAUGGAGGGCAGGAACACCUGAAUGUGCCUUCGAAAGAACUGCUGCUGGCACAGACCGAAGAGUAUGUGGAGUACUCAAGACAUGGCGCCGUCAUCAAAGGACAAGAGAAGGCAGUUGUGCAGUCCAAGUAUGAAGAGGAUGUACUUGUGAACAACCACACAUGCAUUUGGGGCUCUUAUUGGAAAGAUGGUCGAUGGGGCUACAAGUGCUGUCACUCUUUUAUUAAGAUGUCUUACUGUACAGGAGAAGCUGGAAGACAAGAUACGGAUGAUACCCUGUGCAUAGACAACAUUCAGGUGGAGCCCCAAAAUUUUGAAGAGCCCAAAUCUUUAAUGGAGAUACAUCAGGAGAAACUGAAGGAAAAGAAAAAGAAAAAGAAGCAAAAGAGCUGUGACUCGGACAGUGACAAUGAAGAAGCAAAAAACAGAGAGAAACUAAGAAAGGCCUUGAAUGCUGAAGACGCACGUUUGAAACAAGUAGAGGACCUGAUGCAGGUGGACGAAAGAAAGCGGCCUUACAACAGUCUGUAUGAAGUGCGGGAGCCUACAGAGGAAGAAAUGGAGGCGUUCCGCAUGAAACGCCAGCGGCCGGAUGAUCCCAUGGCGUCAUUUCUUGGUCAGUGAGGGAGAGACAUAAAAAAGUAACAUUUCAAAAUCAGACUUGUUUGAGGCACGAGGGACUAAACAGUCAAAGUCAGAAGGACAGACAAGUUUUUUGGUGGGUUUUGAACUGACUUGAGUAGGCUGGGACUUCUUUCUUUUUUAAACCUCUCAUUAAGGUAUAAAUUGCUGUAAAUACGGUGGACGUUGUCCUUUAAGCAGUUACUUUCUCAACUUAUUUUCUUUUUUGGUUGCACAUUCAGUAGUUACCACUCGUAUUCCAUUGCGCCACACUCUACAACUAAUCAGAGCCCAGAAGUGUGUUUGUGCUAAUCAAGACUUUAAUUUUUCCUUCUCCCCUCGUCUCUUGUAUUUGUUAUAAAUAGUUAAUUAAUGAUCUUGCGUACUCUUGUAUGUUAUGGAUUUAAGAAUGACCGUUGUGUCUGUUGUCAGAUCGGUUUGUUUCAAUUGAUCCAUUAUGUUUAGAAAGCUGGUGAGUUUGACACAAAUUUCAAAUGUUGGCCCUCCUCUCAGACCCCUGGCAGUUCCCCAUUGUGUCGUCAGGUGAAGCUGAUCAUGUGUGUGUUAAUCUGCGGAGUUCUGCUCGUCCAGCCCUGGAGUGACCGUCUGCUACAAUGGCCAGGACUGUCUCCGUAAUUUAUGUCCUCCAUAUUCAAGAGCACUACGUGCAAGUAGAACUCGUCUCACCAGGCAUCCAGCUUCUCCCAUUCUCGUUUUUUUAGUUUUAAAUUUGAAUUCCUCCAGUCCCUCAUCAGGCAGCAAUGGGACAGCCAGUGGGUCCUGUUAGCAGCCAGCUGUGGCACAUCCUCCCAUGUUACCCCACGAGUUCUGAGGUCUUCCUGUAUUGUGGCUCUCCAUGACUCCCUGCGUCGUUGAUGGCUUCCAGACAUGCGAGUCUGAAGAUGUGACCUACGACCCUUUGGCCUGUCCUGUAGCCUCUCUUGUCCAUAUCAGUUGAAUAUUCCAAUGUUUGUUCCGUGAUCUCUCCGGGUUACUUUAGGAACGAACACCUCUGCAUGGCGUGCUGAUUUCACUUGGCGUAGGUUGCUGCAGGAAAUCCAAUUGUUGAGGGCACCGCAGCUUCAUCUUUAUACGAAAGCGGAAGGUCUUGGAUUUCCAGAUGUUGUUCAUCCCUUGCGUUAAUGUCAUUGUCAUCCCAAUCUUGUACUAGGGUUAAAUACUUUGUUACAGUGCCAAUUAAAAGUAUUCACCCCUUG
Messenger RNA from Polypterus senegalus (gray bichir), 3193 nucleotides. RefSeq names its product SLU7 homolog, splicing factor (gene slu7). Bases 252 to 1979 code for a protein of 575 amino acids. The transcript is spliced from 17 exons. Gene Ontology annotation, cellular component: spliceosomal complex. Gene Ontology annotation, molecular function: pre-mRNA 3'-splice site binding. Gene Ontology annotation, biological process: mRNA splicing, via spliceosome. The record is from RefSeq and is a predicted model, not a curated record. Lineage: Eukaryota; Metazoa; Chordata; Cladistia; Polypteriformes; Polypteridae.